AUGCAGGCGGACAAGGUCACCCAUGUGGAUCCUCGUGGGCCCAUUGCAGCUGUGGCGCUGGGAAUUUUCGUCAUCACCUACUCGGCCUGCAGUUCGCCGGCGAAAGUGGGUGCAGCCUUUCCUUGGACAGUCAAUCCAACAGGCUUGCUGAAUGACAUCACCACGUUGCUGGGCUUGUAUGCUGCCACCAUUCCAGCCAAGGAGCUGUUGAAUGUGGUCUUGAAAUAUGUGGGCGAUAACCUCAUCGGUUACACCAGGAUGGAUGAGGGUGAUCAGAAGGUGCCAAAACUGGAGGUUUUAGAGUUCCAUGAUCUUUGCUACCUGGCCGUGAACACCAUUGUCGAAUUCCUUGGCAUGAACCAUACUGCCGCCUUCCUCAUUGGCAACUCUGUGGGGUAUGACCCCAGGAGUUUCAACACGUUCAACGGUCCGUUGGCCUUCAUUGCAGUCUUCGUGCUGAAUGAUGUGAUCUACUAUCCUUUCCAUUUGGUGGCACAUAGGCGCAUCUUCUAUCCCUACUGCCAUAAGCAGCAUCAUCGACAGUUCGUGCCCUUCCGCGGCUAUGCGGAUGCUGCCAACCAGCAUCCACUGGAACAGAUGUAUGGUUUCGCCAUUUGGAUCGGCAGCCUAUGGAUGAUCUCGAAACUCCUGGGUUUGCAUGCAGCCACUGCUUGGUUGGGCACUUUGUCCUGGGCCGUCUUGAACAUCUGCAACCAUUUGCCCUUCGACACUCAGAUCCACCUGCCCCUGCCGUACCCUGCAUUGCCAAAGGAUCACAACACGCACCACCGUUUUCCAAACACCAACUUCGCCACCCUUAGCACAAUGACGGACCGUAUGUUCGGCACCUUCCGGCCGUACAAAGCAGCUGGCAAGAUCAGUGAGAGCAAGGAGGAGGAGGAGGUUCCCAUUCUCAAAGAGGCCGUGCCUUCGCAGUGGUCUGUCAUUAGUUUGGGCAUGCUCCUUUUCAUUUCUCUCAUGGCGGUCGAGGCGGUGCAGCUUGGCGGUGCAUUGCCCAAGACGGCUACUGCCGAGUUCACGCCCUCCGCGCUUCUUCUUUUGAUCCUGGGCUUCACUUGCUGGGCUUUGCGUCAAGACGAUGACCUCGAGUACACGCUUUUGAACAAGCGCGAGGUUUAUCAGAUCCCACCGGCCUCGUCCUCCACGGGACACAAGGCGGACGACUGGAAGAAAUGCAUUUGGCGAGGGCGGCUCAGGAUCGCUGGGAAGGGCAAAGAUCUCUCCAUUAAACUCCUUGAGGGCGGCGGGAACCUGUUCGCUCAAUGCGCCAUACCUGGUGGGGACUACAACAGUUACGUGGAAAGAGUGGUUGACUCGAGUAGAUAUUUUGUCCUGAAGAUCACCAAUGGCGACCGGAGCCGUCCGGAGAUCGCCAAGUUGUUGAGGGGUGGUGGCCGAUACAAGCACGACAUCAUUCCGGAUCUCGAGAAACACUUAGAGGACCAGUUGGAGCAAGACUUCUUCGACCCGGAGGCCAACUUGGCACUUCUGAAGUUGUACCUCCUGCAUCCUGCAAAAACAGAGGUCAGCAUCAUUGAAGGCGUUUUGCUGAAGGCGCUGAUGGCUUACCCAGCCACACACUUCUCCCUGUGUAUGUUCCAGAUCCCAGAGAAGUACCAUACGGAUCUGAAGACCGUGAUCAAGUUAUCGCAGCAGUUGGAGAUGGCCAAAUUCAAAUCCUUCUGGAAGGAGUCGGAGACCGCCGAGGCCCUAAAGCGUGCCAAGGGCUGGCAGGAGAAGGUCCGAGAUUUCAUUGCGGGAGUGAUCUCGAACAUGUAUCGGUCGAUUAGGAGUGAACAAGUCACAGAGCUUCUGAACCUCCCCGCCGAGGAGUUGGAUGCUCGCGUGAAAAAGAUGGGCUGGUCCAGAUCGAAGGAGGAACCCAACCUCAUCAUCGUGAACACCGCCACCUUCGAGAGCGCUAGGAUAGAGCCCAAGGGGCCGAAUCACAUGACGCUGGACAAGUACAAGAGCCUCUUCUUCGCUGCAUCUUCUGCGGCCUGCUGGUCGGUGCGCCAUAAGGCCUGUAACGACAGCGGCACCCCAGUGGAUCAAAAAGUUGCGGAGCGUUUGCACGCUUUUAUUGGUUUGGGCUUCGAGGAUCGCAACGACGCCUUUGACUUCAAUUGUACCUUAGCUGACUUCAAAUCCACCUGGAUCGACAGAGAGAAGGAGGCUGAGAUGCCGAUGCCUUCAUCGAUGCCCGCGAAGGACUUGUCGUUGAAGGAGGGUCAGACCAUCAAGAUCAACUUGCCAGGAGGCAAAAGCCGGCGAUCGCGAGAAGCUGAGGCGGGUGGCUAUGGUGGUGGCACUAUUCUGGCGCCGCCACCCAGCAGUGGCUCCAGAAGACAGGCUCCCGCCGUGCCGGCCGUGCCGGCGGCGGUGCCGGCGGCGGUGCCGGCCGGUGCCGGCCGUGCCGGCGUCUCGUCGAUGUCAUCGCCGGAGGCCGCCAAUGAUUUCUUCGGCGAUUUCAAUGACUUUCAGGCUGCACCAGGCGACACUGGAGGUCCGACAGGUCCGACAGGUCCCUCGAGAUCUCCACAGGCUGCGGCUCCGGAGAUCUUUGGAGGUCCAUCGAGAUCACAGGCCGCAACUCCAGGGGUGGAUAUCUUUGGAGGCCCAGUCGCACAGGCGAUGUCGCCUGCUCCGGCCAUGGACUUGUUUGGAGGCGGACCUUCCAGUUCGCCGCAGGUUAGCGCUUUAGCCAGCGAUCCCUUCGCAGGUCCUUUGGCAGGCAGCGCGCAAGGUCAAGGUGCGCCGGCGCAGGCUGCGCCUGCGGCACCCUGGCCGGGCGAUGCCGCAUAUGCCUUUGGAGGUUUCUCUUCAGCUCCCAAGCCAGCUGCGACGCCUGCGCCGGCGUCCAGCUUCUCGCCUGUGAGGCCUUCCCCGGCACGGGGGAAAGAUCCCUUCGAUGACCUUGAUAUCUUCAAGUGAAACAAGCUGCGGAAUUUGAGGUUGGUACAGCUUUUCGAAAAAUCCGCAACUGAGAGAAAUCUGUCUCACGGUUGACAGCGGUAACCGGGUGGAACUCGUCUGGCGUUAAAGGUGACCAC
Cladocopium goreaui is the source of this 3074-nucleotide messenger RNA. The record is from the annotation of a GenBank genome assembly. Lineage: Eukaryota; Dinophyceae; Suessiales; Symbiodiniaceae.